GCGGUACAGUGCACGCAGCACAUGCAGUCGCCGUGUCCGUUAUAUAGGUGAGCUCACACAGCUCCCAACAUGUGGCCAUCGUCGCCCAAACCCCAAUUUCCUCAACAACCGCCUUCAAAUCUGAGGUGCUGUUGACUCCCUUCGAUCAUCGGAACCACCGCCUAUGGCUGCCGGAACUUCCAUCGUUGCUACUUCGAGAGCUGUGCUUCAUUUUAAGCACCGGCCGCUUCUAUGCCCCAAGAGGAACUCAAUCGCCGCACCGGAGCUCAGGAUUUUUCAUCCUUUUCAGAAAUUGAACGGAGUUUUGAGGCUUGAUAGGAGUAGACCUAAUUUGACGGUUUGUUUUGUGGUGGAGAAUGAGGAAUUGACGGCGUCAGCGAGUGUGGAAGAGGAGGGGAAUGGAGGUGAGAGAAUCGGAGAAUCGCGGCCGGUAGUGACGGCGGCUGUGGCGGAGAGAAUGGCGAGGAAGAAGUCGGAGAGGUUUACGUAUUUGGUGGCUGCAGUUAUGUCCAGCUUCGGAAUUACUUCCAUGGCGGUUUUGGCUGUUUAUUAUAGAUUCGUUUGGCAAAUGGAGGGAGCCGAGGUGCCUUAUUCAGAAAUGUUUGGUACUUUUGCUCUUUCAGUUGGGGCAGCAGUGGGAAUGGAAUUCUGGGCUAGAUGGGCACAUAAAGCUCUGUGGCAUGCUUCACUAUGGCAUAUGCAUGAGUCGCACCACAAACCAAGAGAAGGCCCUUUCGAACUCAACGACGUGUUUGCGAUAAUCAAUGCCGUCCCGGCCAUUGCCCUCCUCUCCUACGGCUUCUUCCACAAAGGCCUCGUCCCCGGCCUCUGCUUCGGCGCCGGCCUUGGCAUUACAGUCUUCGGAAUGGCCUACAUGUUCGUCCACGACGGCCUCGUCCACAGAAGAUUCCCCGUCGGCCCCAUUGCCAAUGUACCUUACUUUCGAAAAGUAGCUGCUGCUCAUCAGCUGCAUCAUUCGGACAAAUUCAACGGGGUUCCGUACGGACUGUUUCUUGGCCCAAAGGAGCUUGAAGAAGUAGGAGGGAUUGAAGAACUGGAGAAAGAAAUCAGCAGAAGGAUCAAACUAUCAGCCAAGAAUUAGUUUUUUCUUUUUUUUUUUUGUAAGUCGUGUUUUUAAUUUGCUUAUGGGAAUCGUGGUGAAGUCGUGUUUUAUGAGGUGAAUUUUGACUUAGUGUCGCGUUUGUGGAUGAUUUGAAAUAUAGGAAAAAGCGUGCGACUAGAGAGAGGACUACUGUUGACUCUGGAAAUCAAUCGCUGGAGAAUAGGUGACAAUUAUUUAUUAUUAUUAUUAUUAUUAUAUGUGUAAUGUGUAAAUGAGUUGAGGCAGUCGAUUUAAUUAAAUUUGUCACUUUGUGUGAGAGAGAUACUUUUUAAUUUAAUUUGGCAACCAACACUCGCCAAAGAGUUCCAUCACGCAAUCUCUACA
Messenger RNA from Andrographis paniculata, 1447 nucleotides. RefSeq names its product beta-carotene hydroxylase 2, chloroplastic. The transcript is spliced from 7 exons. The coding region runs from base 164 to 1102 and encodes 312 amino acids. Lineage: Eukaryota; Viridiplantae; Streptophyta; Magnoliopsida; Lamiales; Acanthaceae. Gene Ontology annotation, biological process: carotene metabolic process; xanthophyll biosynthetic process. Gene Ontology annotation, molecular function: beta-carotene 3-hydroxylase activity; iron ion binding. Gene Ontology annotation, cellular component: chloroplast. The record is from RefSeq and is a predicted model, not a curated record.